Somion occarium is the source of this 1795-nucleotide messenger RNA. The record is from the annotation of a GenBank genome assembly. Lineage: Eukaryota; Fungi; Basidiomycota; Agaricomycetes; Polyporales; Cerrenaceae.
AGAGUCCCUGUGCAUAACAACCAGGCGUAUUUCAAACUGUGACACGUACACUCUCGCCCUGUCUGAAGUAUAUCCCACUGCUUCUGGAUGAAUGCAGUUCUGCACUAUGUGAGCUAGCAUUUACUACCCCGAAGGUAACCAGAUGCUCGUCCUUCGUUUGGUUAUCAAUUUCCGCCGUGAAUGCCAACUCAGGUCCUCGAUGCGCCAUUCCAAUAUUCCGACUUGGACGUCCCCGUUUCAAAGAGAAGCCAGAUCCUCAUCAUCCAUGUGACAGGAAUAGCUCGUUUUAUCCGGUGACGAUUACAUGCUGCCUCUUCGAGGUUGAGCGAACGUUUUCCGUGGAUUCACCGCAGGUCACCGUCCUAGCGGUAGCAACGCGCUUUUCACUGCUACGGUCUUUUUAUAAAGGAUGGUGUUCUCUAUGAUCAUUGGGAAGCAACCAUCCUAUCGUUUGCUCUCUUCGCCAAAAUGCUGAAAUAUGCGACUGUCAUUCUGGCUACUGUUUCCGCUGUCCUUGCACAGCAAACCGAAUGGGGACAAUGUGGCGGUAUUGGCUGGACGGGACCGACUUCCUGUGUAUCGGGGGCUGCCUGCACUAAACUUAACGACUAUUAUUCUCAAUGUAUUCCUGGUGCUGCCGCUCCAUCGACAACUGUUACCUCUACCGCGUCGGGACCAACUGCGACGGCCCCUGCUGGCGCUCUACCUCCUCUUGGUGGUGUGAAUACUGCAGGAUAUGAUUUUAGUGUUGCGACUGAUGGAUCAUUCAACGGCACCGGUGUCAAUCCUCCCGUGGCACAGUACACUCACUUCGCCAGUGAGGGCGCAAAUCUCUUCAGAAUCCCGUUCGCAUGGCAACUGAUGAGCCCUCAACUUGGAGGAAAUAUUGACCAGAGCUUCUUCUCUCGCUAUGAUGCCACUGUCCAAUCCGCAUUGUCGUCAGGGUCUAACGUGUUCGUUAUCGUUGACCUGCACAACUACGCUCGUUGGAACAAUGGUAUCAUUGCUCAAGGGGGUCCCACCAAUGAGCAGUUCGCCAGCAUCUGGACGCAGCUUGCCGCGAAGUACGGCUCCAAUGAAAGGAUCAUCCUUGGUAUCAUGAAUGAGCCUCAUGAUAUUCCCUCUGUCGCCACCUGGGUCGAUACCGUUCAACAGACUGUUAAUGCGGUCCGGGCUGCUGGUUCCCAAAACUAUUUGCUUCUUCCUGGUAGUAGCUGGGCUUCCGCCCAGGCAUUCCCAACUGAAGCCGGACCCCUGCUUGUCAAGGUUACCGACCCUCUUGGCGGAACCAGCAAGCUCAUCUUUGAUGUUCAUAAGUAUCUUGACAGCGAUAACAGUGGUACCCAUGCCGACUGUGUUACGGACAAUGUUCCUGUUCUCACCGACCUCGUGAACUUCUUGCAAGCUAACGGUAACAGGCAAGCUAUUCUCAGUGAAACCGGUGGAGGCAACACUGCCAGCUGUGAAUCAAUGCUUGGUUCCGAACUCGCAUUUGUAAAGAACAGCUAUCCUACCCUUGCCGGAUUCUCCGUCUGGGCUGCUGGCGCUUUUGAUACUACCUACGUUCUCUCCGUUACUCCCAACGGCAACCAGGACCAGCCCCUCUGGGUUCAAGCUGUCCAACCGAAUCUUCCGUGAGACAUUCGAAAGCUCAGACGCCAGGUGUCUGUGUAGUACCAGUAGUUGUUUGUACUAUAUGGAUUGUUCAUUCUACUUGUCCCGUCUUCAAUAUGCAUCGGAAGUCGUGUAUUGCGCCAGGUUUUGGUAACAAGAUUGAUACUUGCCAUAUUCGGUC